AAAUCAAGACCGACGUGGAGUUCUUCGAGAAGCUGCUCGAGGAGGAAAACGUGCAGGUGCUGCCUGGAACCAUAUUCCAUGCACCAGGCUUCACGCGGUUAACGACGACGCGGCCCGUUGAGGUAUACCGUGAGGCUGUUGAGCGCAUCAAGGCGUUCUGCCAGCGUCACGCGGCCGUUUAG
Messenger RNA from Trypanosoma cruzi, 182 nucleotides. Its product is annotated as tyrosine aminotransferase, putative. The annotation marks the transcript as partial. The record is from RefSeq and is a predicted model, not a curated record. NCBI's taxonomy places the organism in Eukaryota, Euglenozoa, Kinetoplastea, Trypanosomatida, Trypanosomatidae. Gene Ontology annotation, molecular function: pyridoxal phosphate binding. Gene Ontology annotation, biological process: biosynthetic process. The transcript has a single exon.